AUGGAAGCUUUACUCCCACCGCUCCCAACUCCCCCAGGCCCCAAAACCAUCAGAACCGGCAUCCGCAAACCAUGGCUCUGGUUCCAAGAACUCAGUCAACAGUACGGCGACGUCGUGUAUCUCCAACUCGGCCCAACACCGACCAUAGUCCUCGGUUCCGCGCAAGCUGCAUGGGAUCUUCUCGAGAAGCGAGGCGCCGUCUUCUCUUCCCGUCCACGAUUCAUCAUGGGCGGUGAACUUCUCUCCGGUGGCAUGAGAGGUCUUAUGGCGCCGUAUGCUUCGUAUUGGAGACGGUGGAGAAAGCUGCUGCAUAGUGGGUUCAUGCAGAGGCAGAGUGAGACGUACAGACCGAUUCAGAGCCUUGAGUCCAAGGUUUUGAUGUUUGAUCUUUUGAAGAGGCCUACCGAUUUUAGAAUGCAUUUGGAGAGGUAUGCGGCUUCGGUUAUUGUUACGGUUACUUAUGGAAGGAGAGUUGAGGAUGUGAGGAGUGAUAUUGUGGUGAGGCGCAAUGCUGAGGCUAUGGAGCGUCUUACUAUGGUCAAUAUCCCCGGAAAGUAUGCUGUCGAGCGUUAUCCUGCACUCAAAUAUCUCCCUAGCUUCCUGGCCCCAUGGAAGAAGGAAGUUCUUCAGCAGCGUCAGAAAGACAUCCAACUAUAUACCGAACUCAUGGAUGAGGUUCGCGAAAAGGUUGCCAAAGGUACUGCGCCAACCUGCUUCGCAAAGCAUCUUCUCGAAGAGCAAGAGAGCUUAGGUAUGAGUGAUCUGGAAAUUGCUUAUACGGCUGGAUCACCCUUCGGUGCUGGUGUCGAGACCUCUGCGGGCUCACUCGCAAGUUUUCUUCUCGCCUGUGUAAAGUUCGGACCGCAAUUCAUCCCCAAGGCUCAAGAAGAACUGGAUAGGGUAGUCGGAAGUGAUAGACUACCCACGUUUGAUGAUUUGCCAAAGUUGGAAUACGUCAGAGCUAUCGCAUCCGAGACACUUCGGUGGAGGCCUGUUGCUGUACUAGGAGGUACACCUCAUGCUAGCACUGCAGAUCACGUCUACAAGGGCAUGUUCAUUCCCAAGGGAAGCACCAUUAUCGCACCACUUUGGACCCUGCAUCUGAAUGAAGCCGACUUCCCUGAGCCUCAUGAGUUCCGGCCAGAGCGCUUUAUGGAGAAGCGAGAGUACCCCGGCACGCUUGGCCAUAGCGCUUUUGGCUGGGGUCGACGAAUCUGCCCGGGUAUGCACCUCGGAGCUGCCUCCGUUACGCUUAACAUCGCGCGUAUCCUAUGGGGCUUCGAAGUCAACCCUGAGCAGGAUGAGAAGGGACGAGACAUGGAUGUUGAUAUGUAA
Fusarium musae is the source of this 1335-nucleotide messenger RNA. RefSeq lists its product as uncharacterized. Gene Ontology annotation, molecular function: monooxygenase activity; oxidoreductase activity, acting on paired donors, with incorporation or reduction of molecular oxygen; heme binding. The record is from RefSeq and is a predicted model, not a curated record. Lineage: Eukaryota; Fungi; Ascomycota; Sordariomycetes; Hypocreales; Nectriaceae. The transcript has 4 exons. Bases 1 to 1335 code for a protein of 444 amino acids.